AUGGCAACAGAUGUAACAUUUUUGCCAACAAAGAAACCAAGAAGGUCAACACGGUUGGUGGUGCGAGAAAUAGAAGAUCAUAAAGAGACAAUAAUUCGACAUGGACCACUUGGAUAUUUCAAUAUUUUACCAUUGGAAUUAAGAUUUUAUCUUUUUAAUUUUCUAACAAUUGAGGACCUGAGUAUUCUUACAAUAACAUCAAAGAUCAUGCGAAACCUAGUGGAAGGAUACAGAAUUACCCAACCAGUGACACUUCAUAUUACACCACAACCUCACAAUCACGUUUUUAAACCACCUGAGCAUUAUGAACUCUACUUCGAAAAAUACGAAAAACUUGGCUUAUUAAUGAAAAGAUCAACAUGUUUAUAUGCAACAAAAGACAGACUUCGAGUGAUAAAUGAUUUUCUUACAAAGAUGAUGUGCUGUAAUUCGGAAAAUGAUCAUGAUAGAGAGAACUGUAUUUCUUUGACCUGUUUUGGUAAAUUUUUUCACACAGUAAUUGCUGGAUGGGAUGACACAGAAUGUUUAAAAGCUUUUGAGGCCAUCUGUAAUCACACAUCUUUACUUAAAAAUAUUAAAACAGUUGUCACAGCAAAAGCAGGAUCAUACCCCAAAAUAGAGCUGAGUAUGCGGUUGUUAAUACGAAGGGUAUUUCUUGAUCCAUGUCCGUCAUUAAUGGACAAAGCAUUCUGGUUAACUCGUAUCCUCAAACCCUGGCCCAUGGUCACCCAGGCUAGAAUUAUAUAUCUUUUAUAUGGUGCUUCAAAGGACGGUGAUAUCUUUUGGUUUGAGAUGUGUGAAAACACACCAAUCAAUACUGAACAAUCCCUUUCACAUUUUAGUGAAAUAGCUGAAUGUAUUCAAUUGUUGUUUAAUUAUAAGAAAGAAUGGUCUGAAGAUGAUAUUGUUAGUGUUGUUGAUGAAUUAACUAGUUCUCCAGAUGAAUGGUUAGCUGAAAAUGUGGCUAAUUUAUUAUUAUUAUGUGGGGAUAAAAUUACAUCUAAGUUACUCAUCAGUAAAGCGAUCAAUGGGAGAAUUAUAGAACUCUGUAGUGUAACCACUUCUUUUUGUCUAGUCUGUGUAAAGAAUAGUUAUAGUUUAUCAUGUGUAAUGAUCAUGGUACAGAAUAUUCUACAAGUGAUGGAUAAUAGCAAGGAUAGGCUACUUUUUAUCAACAGUAUGAUGGAUAUGUUUAAAGAACUUAUAUUAGAUAUGCAUGAGUUCACAGAAUCAGAGGAGGUUCAUGAUAGUGAUUUGUUUUAUAUGGUAACAGCUCUUACAGAAUUCACAAAACGAACAAUACAGAUGGCCUUCAAGAAUAUGCUGCUUUAA
Molecule: messenger RNA, 1332 nt
Organism: Patella vulgata (common limpet)
Lineage: Eukaryota; Metazoa; Mollusca; Gastropoda; Patellidae
Product: F-box only protein 47
Exons: 9
Coding region: 1-1332 (443 amino acids)
Molecular function (GO): protein binding
Source: RefSeq, a predicted model, not a curated record